UUUCCGCGCAAGCGCAUUUGCGACCUGCCGUUACCAUAGCGACGAGGCCUCCCGGUAGGCAAAUCCUAGCUGCCUUGACAACAUCCCUGGGCAUCUGCAGCUCCGGAGGUCCUGGAAACUGACGGCCUUUGCAGAACUCGGCCCGUGGUGUAGUUCCCAUCAUUCUCCAGAAGCCACCCAACAGCAAGGAGUUGUAAGAAAGUCCUUACGAGUUUCGCCAAUAACUUCAGUCUGGAGUGAAUCCGAUGUGUCUGCUUACUAGCCAGAAUCCAUCUCUUGUGUAACUUGACAGUCAGUAGCAGACACCAUGUUGUACUGGAAUUGAGCCCAGGACCUUGUACAUGCCAGAUAAUCCUCGUAGGAGAAAGAAGAUAGAGGAUUUCAGUGAAUUAUGCCUUUUCGGUUUGGGACCCAGCCAAGGAGGUUUCCAGUGGAAGGAGGAGAUUCUUCAAUUGGGCUAGAACCAGGCCUGAGCGCCAGUGCUGCCUGUAAUGGGAAAGAGACAUCACCCAAUAGGCAACUCCGAAGAUGCCCUGGAAGUCAUUGCCUGACAAUAACUGAUGUUCCCAUCACCGUCUAUGCAACAAUGAGAAAGUCAUCUGCACCGAGCAGCAAGGAAAUGCAUCCCAAAUAGCACCAUUAAGUCUUGUGUCGAGGGUUGACUAGGUCAAGGGUAAUGGACCAGCAUCAUCUUAUGGUCUGUCUGGUAAACAAAUAAAGGUGGAGGCACUACGUGGGCAAUGCCAA
This is a messenger RNA of Peromyscus californicus insignis, 747 nucleotides long. It is a transcript of the gene Fam229b, whose product is annotated as family with sequence similarity 229 member B. The record is from RefSeq and is a predicted model, not a curated record. The transcript is spliced from 7 exons. The coding region runs from base 392 to 634 and encodes 80 amino acids. Lineage: Eukaryota; Metazoa; Chordata; Mammalia; Rodentia; Cricetidae.